GGGAAAAUGAAAUGUCGAUAGAAUAAUAAUCGGAUGAUAUGCAAAAUAUUGGCAAUGCAGACGAAUAGAAUAUCAGAUAUUGAGUAGUUACUGUGGUACAGAUAUGCUAAUAGUUAGGCAUAUUUGUCAUCGUAUUCAAUAGACCUACUGUACAACGAAUAAUGAAUGAGUAACGGUACUCUGUACAUUUAGUUCGAAUUUUCUCCAUUCUGGACUGCUCGACUGAGGAAUUUGUUGUUUUCAGUUUUGGCAGAUAUUAACCUAGAAUGGAAUUUGAGGACAGCGAAAGUUUCUUUCCUCUCAUAUCCGAGGAUAACAUUUUAAUGACUCCCCCACGGGAGUCCGAUUCAGAUGAUCUAAUGGACAUUGAAUUUUCCUCACCAUAUGAGUGUUCCACUUGUAAAAAAAACACAGCCGAGUUAAAGAGAUAUUUAAAGUCUUUGACAACUGCAGCUCCACCUCUUGUGCCACACAGCAUGGAGUUGUUUGAUCAAGUUUUUCUAAAGGGGCAUUUUCAACAGCAGAAUAGGAACAAUGCCUUCAUGAUGAUGAGACAGUGGAUGAAUAUCAUUAACAACCCAGAUAGCACAUGGGAUGCUAAGAACAAAGUAGAAUAUCGUCAGGACAUAGUAAAAUUUCUGGAAUUCGUAAAGUACUUCAUAGCAAGUGAUGGUGCUAGUCGGGAUGUGUGUGAAGACAUAGUGAAAGAAAUCCACGGUGUUCUGCUUUAUAGUGACAGAUUAUCAGAAUUUGAACCAUCAGACUUGGGCGUUCAUGAGAUGAAUCGUUUCCACUCCUGUUUGGAUGUAUAUGUUGGUGUUCUUAAAAUUCUUCACAUAAUAGAAAUUAAAUCAACAGAUUCUUCUAGUAGCAGCUUCCUGAGAAAAUGUGUGCUGCAGAACCAAUACCCGAGCUCCGAGUCCGACUUCGAGUCUAUGGUUCAUCUGCUGGUUUGGGAGCUUGUGACACUAGCCAAAAAAUCAUUCAAACUCGAUUCCUUUGAAGAACUGCAAACAAAAUCUCCGUUUGUCUGUUCAUGUGUGUCAGAGGCAUGGAAACACAUCAAGAUGUUGGUGGACAACAUUCAUAAGGACAGUAGAGAAGAGUCCUUUUAUGUGCUUUUGUUUGACAUAAUCAAAAGAAUUCUCCAAGAACCGUCUGUGGAGACUAGCAAUGAUGAGAUGAAUUCUAAUGUCUACGAAUAUCCACCGAGGGUCCUUUUCGACAGUGACAAUGCAGAAUUCUGCUUGUGGAUUCUGGUUCAUAUGUCCAAAAUGGCUGGCAACAUCACUCAGCAGAAUUUAGGUAAAAAAGUUACAGAGAUGGUAUCAACUGUAUUAAAAUCCUGUUUGUCUAAGGAUAGUGUAACAGAAGGUCAACUCCGAUUUGUGGUCAGUAUAUGUCAAGACCUCCACACCGACACAAGGGCUAGCAUACUUAACCUCCUCUGGGAAUAUUUCUACAAGAAAAUGAACAACAGUUUUGCCAUCAACACCAGGAGCUUUGAUUCCACAGGAAGACUUAGCAAGAGUAUAGGUCAGCAGUUGGAACUAUGCACACGAAUUAGCAAAGGAGAAAGCAAAACAAGUGACAACAGCUACAUAAGAUUUCUUUCCAUUCUGUGUCGAACACUACAAGAAAAGGGAAGUUUGUCUUCAGAAUGGAAACAGACUAAAGGAAGGAUAUUUUCAAAGUUCCACAUAAGACGAAUGCAGGAGCUCACAGACACUGGGCUGCAUAACUUCUUCUGCCUCUUUUUGAGUUUGGCUGUAACAGCAGACACGGAAGAAAUUGUUAGCAGAAUGUGUAAAUACAGUGAUAUGAUAUCUGGUGUUGAGGACCUGGCAGUCAGAGGAAGUCUAAUGAAGGGCAGAUUUGCAGCUGUUCUUCUGUACAUUCAGAGAAACGUCAACGUGAACAAUCUUGCUGAAAAGCUGGCAGAUGACUUCAAUUCAGCCUCCAUGAAACUGGGUCAGGAUGAGAUGAGGCGUUACAAUCACUGGACCGUGGUCUGUGCAUACCUGGAGCAUGUGACUGAAGUAUUUGAAAGAAGCAGUGAUGUGGAACUGUCACAGUAUCUAUUUAUAGGGGAUGGUAUUGGAAGGAUACUAGAUUCUUGUAAAAGUUCAGAAAUCAGUACUAUAGUCAUUUCAUUGCAAGAGAUACUCUCCAAGUGCAGAGACAUCAUUUCAAGAAGUUUCGUCAUGACUGCAUCAAACUCGGCUAUGUACGCGGCAGUGAUGACCAACAUCUCUCCCUCGCUGAGGACUCUCUGCUGUAGUGUGACAGCACCACUACCCUGUGCCGACCUGUUAGCAGCUUUGUGUUUAUUGUCUGUAGAUUGUAAGACAGAAGAAGAUUUUGUCAGCAUCUUCAAGUUUUCUCUCAGUGAAUCAAUUAACAAAAGCAUAUCAAGUCGCUUCCUGUCCCAAGUUUUGUCGGUGGAUGGAGUCGUACAACGACUGUCGGAGCACUUCCCAUCAUAUGAGGGUGCACUAAUACAGGCCUGGGUCACCUCCUCAAUACUGGUGCCUCAGUCUCCCCUCAGGCUCAAAGAUUUCAUGCAAGUGCCAGCUGUACGAGAGAUGUUUACCGUUAGUGGAAUGGCACCUCCAGAAGAUGGACAGAUCAUUCAUUUUAUACAGGCAAUCCAGAAAACAUACGAUAAAACCACUGGCUGGAAGGAGAGGAUGUGUUUGAGGGAUAAGGUGAUGCAAUUCUUUGUUGACAUUCAUAAACAUAUAGCUCCAGUCAUGCAUGCUCUACAUCCAGCUGAUAUUCUAAAGAAUGUGUAUGCUGUGCUAGGCUACCUGGUGAAACACUGUGCACCUGUCCUGUUUGUUCAGUCCAAGCCAGACUGUCCCCUACCAAACAUCCUGACUGCCUUGAUUGUCCCUCACUUCAUGUUCAAUGCUGACAAACCUCCAAAGUCUGCUUUUGUAAACAUUGUUGGCCAGCAUCUUCAUCAAUUUGUGAUAGGUCUCUCCAAGCUUGAAUACAGACGAGCAACUUAUGUCAACAGAAAACUAGGGGAUAUUGUUACUAUAUAUCUGCCCAAAUAUUGGAGCUCUUCUCUAGGCCCAGCAAGGUCACACCCACUUGUGUUGUCCUUAAAGUCCUCCUUCAGUAAGAGUCCAUCAGAAACUGAUCUGGCCUUCAGACACUUCAUGCUGGAACUAGUUUGUGAGAAAUAUCUUCAACUUAGUCACCAUAGCUACAACCCUAAUCAUCAAUAUGCGAUUAAGUUUCUGCUAGAAGUGAUAAAACACACAACAGACCCAGAGGUUGUGGAGAGUGACUGUCGAAUUAUACUCUGCCCUAUCCUGAAGGUUGACCUUUUGACCUCUACCCAUCAGUCCAAGCUUCUAAUUCAGAAUGUUAUGGAGGCUGUGUGUUUAAGUCAACAAAAAACAGACAUAUCUAACGUAUGUACCAUAUUGUCUAAAUUCGUCAAAGAUCAUAAGAAAGGUCAUCUGGAGGCCGUAUUCAACACCUUACACAAACUUCCUCCAAAAUGUGGGCCCUACAUAUCACAGAUCAGUCCCCAGCUACAACACUGCGUGAUUGAAAAUGAAGCCUUUAGGGGUGUUGGCAGGGACGGUACAGUCAGGUCCAAAUAUUAUCAGCUUAUGAAGCACUUCAAUCUGGAAGGACAGUGCAAAUGAAAUAGCUGACAUUUGAGUUUGGAAUGUGAUAAGUGAUAUGUUGUUAAAUAGUGGUGAGUUUCUCCGUGACAUGGACAAUCCCCACUGUGGAAUGAUGCCGCAUUAGGAGGUGAAAUGAUGCCGGAUUAGGGAGGUGAAAUGAUGCCGGAUUAGGGAGGUGAAAUGAUGCCGGUGUGUCAGACAGUGUCAAUGUACACUGUAUGUGUUAACUAGAACAGCACAGCAAGACUGUGAAUAGAAGUGUUCAGUCAACUAACAUCUCUAUGCACUAAAUAAAGAAGGAAAUAGACUCCAUUUGAUUGAUACAAUUUUCUUAUUACUUUAUAGUUAAUUACAAGCUGUAAGUGUUACACACAUUUUCGUAACACAUCACUUUGUGAGGCAGAAUGCUUCUGUGUUAUAUUAGAAUAUAUUUAUAUGUCCAAUGUUUUUGCCUUUGGUAUCUUUUAAAAAUUGUAAUGGGAGCCCUCAUGCAUGCGCUGCAGUUGUGAACAAUGCGUGUAUAUUAACGGCUGGGAGUUCCGAUAGAAAAAACAGUAGAAUGUAAGUAUGAAAAUGAUUUUCAUUUUCGAUAAUACAUUAGGGUGUGAACUUCAGUGCUUCUCGCUGGCAUCCUUCAUGAAGCACUAUUUUCAAAAAUAAAGUAUGUUUCUUAUGUGUGUCAUUAUUCUUGUUGAUUGUUUUAAGUCCCGUCGAGAAUUUUUUGCUCAGACGUCACAGCUGAAGGUGAAGUACCACUAAUAUAGACCUAUGCUUAGCGCUCAGGGCUCAGUCCACGGAC
Ostrea edulis (European flat oyster) is the source of this 4446-nucleotide messenger RNA. Its product is annotated as protein MMS22-like. Lineage: Eukaryota; Metazoa; Mollusca; Bivalvia; Ostreida; Ostreidae. The coding region runs from base 267 to 3665 and encodes 1132 amino acids. The transcript is spliced from 34 exons. Gene Ontology annotation, cellular component: nuclear replication fork. Gene Ontology annotation, biological process: double-strand break repair via homologous recombination; replication fork processing. The record is from RefSeq and is a predicted model, not a curated record.